Molecule: messenger RNA, 876 nt
Organism: Ceutorhynchus assimilis (cabbage seed weevil)
Lineage: Eukaryota; Metazoa; Arthropoda; Insecta; Coleoptera; Curculionidae
Source: the annotation of a GenBank genome assembly
UUCAAAAAAAUUCAUUCAUCCAAUUUACAUUCAAAAUUAUCAGUUCCUUUUUUCAUAAGCGUAAAAUUCCAUCAACAUGUCGUUCAUUUCCAAGUUUUACUAUUCAAAAUACCUCACGAAAAAUUCCUAUCCGAAAUUCCUGUUCGUUCGAAAUUAUGCCGAGAAAAAUCCAAACAAAUUGAAACCGCAACAAGCGGAUUUUAAUCCGAGAUCCAGACGCCCACCACAACCACCAAAACCCAAAAUGGAUCCAGUAAAAAUAAUAAACCUAAUUGGAACUUUUACAAUUGUGUCAAUAGUGUUGAUAUCUUACCUCGUCGUAAAGAAAACUCAGAAAAUGAAAAGCGACGAAAUUAUCAUGAGAGAGUUUUUGGGAAAAAAUAUUGUGCUUGAUCCGAAUGUAGCGUUGCAGAAUCAAAAUUCGGGGGAAGACAAUAAUUUUGAUUUGGAAAAUUUAGGCAAAGAAGAAACUUCGUAUAACAUUCCAUUUACACAAAGUGCUACUGAAAUGGUACAAUUAAAACGUCCUUAAUAAUAAUUGCAAAUAAAGGAAAUUUCUUAAUAUUUAUAUAUCUUGUUAUUUUGAAAUCAUUGACACCAUUUCAAUGUUAAGAGGGAUAUCCUUUGCAAUAGAACAUUCCUAAAAUUUCUAACAUAAUAAUAUGUCCUUUUUGUGUCAAAUGGAAUAAUUUAAAUAAUAUUUAUCAUUUCCAGUCGAUAAUUAUUUACUUUCCUUAGAGGAUAUUACAUACAGAAAUUAGAUAAAGAUAAUAUGUGGGGUACUUUUAUAAUCUGCGGAUGUAUUAAUAGGAUUAUUAGUUGUAAUAAUUAUUCUGUCGAUUGCUUGGGUUGUGCUGAUCUGGAUUUAGUUAAAAA